This is a messenger RNA of Scheffersomyces coipomensis, 1233 nucleotides long. It is a transcript of the gene YPT1, whose product is annotated as Rab family GTPase. Gene Ontology annotation, molecular function: GTPase activity; GTP binding. Gene Ontology annotation, biological process: vesicle-mediated transport. The record is from RefSeq and is a predicted model, not a curated record. Bases 480 to 1100 code for a protein of 206 amino acids. Lineage: Eukaryota; Fungi; Ascomycota; Pichiomycetes; Serinales; Debaryomycetaceae. The transcript has a single exon.
UUUAUUUUUUUUAUCCACGGUACACUUCCUCCAAAAAAAAGAGGAUACCACUCUGUUAACACACACACUAUCUAUAAAUAUUUUAAUUGUAUCAAUUCCCAUCAAUCCCAUUCAAUCAAUCAAUCAAUCAAGUUUCUUCAAUCAUACCCUUUGAUCUAUUUGGAAAUCAUACGUAAUAUUUACCGUACUCAUCCAUCGAUAUCAUCCUUACCCCAGUACAUCCUCAUCCUCCUCCCCUAGCUUUUGCCCUUCUCCCAUCCACCGGUAAAGCUGCUUGAUUUCAAACAAACACAACAAAUAAAUUUUAAUUGUUUUUAAACGUUAGCGCCACUUUCAUUUCUAGUUUGAUAUACAUCCAUACUUAUAGUAUCUUGUCUAUAACUUUUAUACUUAGUUCAUUCAUAGUUAUAUAAGUCAUUUUCAUCCAUCCCAAAUCUCAUUCAAUCAAUUCAUCAAUCCAUCUAUAUAAUACAGCAAACAUGAAUAACGAAUACGACUAUUUAUUUAAAUUAUUAUUAAUUGGUGAUUCCGGUGUUGGUAAAUCUUGUUUAUUAUUAAGAUUUGCUGAUGAUAAUUAUACCCCUGAUUAUAUUUCAACUAUUGGUGUUGAUUUUAAAAUUAGAACGAUUGAUUUAGAUGGUAAAACUAUUAAAUUACAAAUUUGGGAUACUGCUGGUCAAGAAAGAUUUAGAACCAUUACUUCAUCAUAUUAUCGUGGAGCUCAUGGUAUUAUUAUUGUUUAUGAUGUUACUGAUCAAGAAUCUUUUAAUAAUGUUAAACAAUGGUUACAAGAAAUUGAUCGUUAUGCAACAGGUGGUGUAAUGAAAUUAUUAGUUGGUAAUAAAGCUGAUUUAUCUGAUAAAAAAAUUGUUGAUUAUACUGCUGCUAAAGAAUUUGCUGAUGCUUUAGAUAUUCCAUUUUUAGAAACUUCAGCUUUAUCAUCAACCAAUGUUGAACAAGCAUUUUAUACCAUGGCAAGACAAAUUAAAGCUCAAAUGACUAAUAAUAAUAGUUCAAAUAGUGCAUAUAAUUCAGGUAAAUCAAAUGUUAAUUUGAAAGGUCAAUCAUUACCACAAGAUCAAAAUAGUUCAUGUUGUUAGAUUCAAGUUAAUUUUGAUUUGAUUUUAUGAUUUAUACAACUUAUGGUUAUUCUUUCUAUUACUAAUUGUUGCUAUUAUAUUUUUGUUGUUAAUUAUCUCCUUUCCCGCUUCCUCUUUUAAUUUUCUUAUAUUU